GUACACUUACAUAAAAUGGGCUGACGACUUUGACCCUCCUAGCUUAGUGUCGCCUUGGGCACAGAGAUUGAAAUGGCCAUAGCGUAUCUACCUACAUGUACACAAGUAGACGUUAACCAAGAGGCGAAAAGGAACGAGGACGUGGUGGGGGGGCAAUAUUCAAAAAGUCACAGAGUUGAAAAGAAAGCAAAUAAUCUCGGCAUUCAACAGAUCUACGUGCUUGCUUAAAGAAUGAUGGCGUCUCGCGAGGAGAAAGUUUGCCGGGAAAGAGAGGAGCGCGAGCUGCGACGACAACUGCAAGCCCCUCACAAGGUGCUCCACAACCAAGACAUCCAGCAGCUGAUUGGUCAUCUGGAAGAAACCCCUCAGCUGCAGCUGGGGAGCUCUGGUUUGGAGCAGGAUCAUCCACAGCACCCCCAAGUUAAAGAGGAGGAAGAAGAUACUGACAUCAGCACGUUGCCACUGACUGUCAUCUCCGUGAAAACCGAGGAUAGCGGAGACGAACCACUUGAGUCAUUACAGCCUCAUUCUCCCAAUAAAAGUGAAGACUGCUUGGGUGGACCACCCCCUGACACACUCUUGGCGCCACUGUCAGACACUGAAAAUGCAGAAGAUAGGAACGACACAGACUGUGAAGAUGACAACAAACCACUGAAAUGCUCCAAAAAGAAGACAGGUGGUGCCUGCUCAAUUUGUGGUAAAACAUUUGCCCAAAACGGACCUAUGAUAAGACACAUGCGAACGCACACGGGAGAAAAACCCUUUACUUGUUCAGUUUGCGGUAAAGGAUUCACUAACAAGUCAGAUAUGGUUCGACACAUGAGAACACACACGGGAGAAAAACCUUUCAAUUGCUCGCUGUGUGAGAAAAGGUUUACUCACAAGGAAAGUUUAGUAGCACACACAAGAACACACACUGGAGAAAAACCCUUUAUUUGCUCAGUUUGUGGGAAAACAUUCACUCAAAAUUCAAGUAUGGUAGCCCACAUGAGAAUACACACGGGAGAAAAACCCUAUAGUUGUUCUGUGUGUGGUAAAAGAUUCAUUCUAAAGCCAAACAUGGUUUCACACAUGAGAACGCAUUCGGGAGAAAAACCUUACAGUUGCUCGGUGUGUGAUAAAACAUUCUCUUUUAAAUCUUGCGUGGUAACUCACAUGAGAACCCACACAGGGGAAAAACCUUUUCGUUGCUCCUUGUGUGGUGAAAGAUAUGCUCAGAGGGCCAAUUUGACAGCACACAAGCGGAUACACAACACAGAGUAACCACUUCAAACAGGGUUCGUACGCAACUAUGGAAAAGUAUGGAAUUUGGUUUCAUAAACUUUCGGUUCGAAAUAUUGUCUGUCUGGUUACCAUAUCUGCUACACAGUUCUGAAGACCCAGUUUCAAAUGUGGCACUGCCUGUGUAGAGUUUAAAUAUUCUGCCCGUUCCUGCAUGGGGGGAAGAUUCCAAGACUGUAUUUCUCCAUGUACUCCGGUUUCCUCCCAUAUUCCCAGAACAUGCAUUCAGUACAACAUUUUUAGAUCGACAGCUUGCAUCAGCUGUCACAUAUGAAUACAGUAUAUGGAAUACACAGGAUGUGCAAUAGUAACUGAUUUUUAUCAUGCCUGUGAUUUUUAUUUCACAUUUUCAAACAGAAGAUCCGUUUUGCUGGACUACUGGCUAGCGCUUGCAUUCCCUGAGAAUAGGAUUAGAAUGAUAAUGUGUUGCAAGGGGAAAAAAAUGCUUUUGUGAAACUAUGUUUUGGCUGGCGGCACGGUGGCUCAGCUGGUAAAGCGUUGGUCUCACAGUUCUGAGGACCCAGGUUCUAUCCCGUCCCCACCUGUGUGGAGUUAGCAUUUUCUCUCCUCCACUGCGGUUUCCUCCCACAUCCCAAAAACAUGCAACGUUAAUUGGACACUCUAAAUUGCCCCUAGGUGUGAUUGUGGGUGCGGCUGUUUGUCUCGAUGUGCCCUGCAAUUGGCUUGCAACCAGUUCAGUGUGUACCCCGCCUCCUGCCCGUUGACAGCUGGGAUAGGCUCCAGCACCCAGCACUCCCCGCGUCCCUCUUGAGGAUAAGCGGCGAAGAAAAUGGAUGGAUGGAUAUAUUUUGGCUACAAAAUCUAUGACAUGAUUUGGUUUGUUUUUUUUUCAUUCAUUAUUUUCAUUCGAGGUGUACAAUUACUGGGGGUUAAUGGAAUAUUUGGCAAAAUAAUGGCAUUAAAAAAGAAUUAGAAUGAUACAUGUCUAAUUUUUUAAAUGUCACAAAUUAUUUAAUGUUUUUAACUGAGAACUUCAGAAAUUAGGAUAUGAAAAAAAACAUGGAAUUUUGAAAUCUCAAAUCUGUAUGAACCCUGUUUAAAGUAAGGCUCUUCUGCCACAUAAUGCCAUUUCUUGCUCUAUUGAAUUGUCCCCCAAAGUGUGUAAAUGUUCCAGUUUACUGUGCUGUACACUACAAUUGAUUUUUAUCAUCGUCAGCUUACCACAGAGGUGACUCGUCAUUGCAGAAUUUUGGUGUCUUCACUUGUCAUGAUUUACUUGUGUUUGUGUUGUGUUUAGGGCUUGAGCUGCUGUGUGUGUGCAUCUGAGUGUGUGUCUGUAAAAGUCAUUAUUAAAGGGGAAAUCCAGUGGUUUGCAUUAACAAUGUAUUCAAUAGGUCAUGUAAUAUGCACCCUAUUUUGACAUUGUGAUGUUAAAUCCUCUCUCAUUUAAUAGUGUUUGGAGAAGAUUUUUAUCGACAAUUACAAAUUUUCAGGGGCGCUGCCAUUUUCAUGAGUCACAUGACCUACGUGCGCGGAUGUGACGUGUACCGUGCUGCAACAUAGGCUCGAUUAGAUGGGACACCAUUUAUGCCCAUUGCUGAUUUCUUGGAUUUAUCCUCAUCUGAUGAAAAAAUAGCGAUAUCGGUUGAUCAGGAAGACGGAGGACGGUGCUCACGGCUGUACGGCUGCGUACGGAAGUAUUCCUCUGUCUUCCCGAUUAACCGAUACUGCUAUUUCUUCAUCAGAUGAGGAUAAAUCCGAGAAAUCAGCGAUGGGCAUAAAUGGUGUCCCAUGUAAUCGAGCCUAUGUUGCGGCACGGUACAUGUCACAUCCGCGCACUUCUUCUCAAACCACUUUUAAAGGAGAGAAGAUUUAACAUCACAUUGUCAAAAUAGAGUACAUAUUACAUGAACUAUUGGAUAUCUUGUUCAUGCAAACCAGUGGAUUUCGCCUUUAAAUUACUUUCAGAUCCUCCUAUUUAAAUGGCAGUUGGUAACCAGGGUUCGCCUGCAUUUCCACCACUAAACCGAAUGGAGUGUGGUUCAGUAGAUGGAUAAAAUUAAGCCCCAGGAAGAUUCUCAGUAUUAAAAGGUUUGCAUUUUCUCUAAAAGGUCACGUGGCAUCAAUAUUUUAUUGAAUUUUUUUUAUGUUGUUUUAGGUGGCAAUAUUUAUUUUUCUUAUGUAUUAAUAUGUGUAAUUGGUUCUCUCUGAUGUAAAGUUAAAUACUAAAGGAAUGGGUUUUUUUUCUUAAUAAAACAAAUAUUCUGCCUGUUAUCCGUAUCUUGAUUGUUGCAUGAAUUAAGGGACAAGUAGAAGUUAUGAUGUAUACAUUUUAACAGGGUCGUGAGAGUACUGGAGGUUUUUGCACCUAACUUAGAGCAGGAGGCGCGGUACACCCUGAACUGGUUGCCAGCCAAUCGCAGUGCACAUAAAAAUGAACAACCAUUUGCACGCACAGUCACACAUAAGGGCAAUUUAAAGUCUCCAAAGAGUGCACAUUUUUGGGAUGUGGGAGGAAACUGGAGAAAAUGCACGCAGGCACGGGGAGAACAUACAAACUCCUCAUCGGCGGGGUGUGGAUAUGAGCCCUAAUCCUUAGCGAUGUGAAGCAAACGUUCUAACCAGUUGCGGCACCGUGCCAGCCAAGUGGAGUCUAAUGACAUCAAAUUCACAACUUGACUCCAAGUCCUGACUCAAGUUCACACCUCUGUUUCUUUAUAUGUGAAAAGUGAAUUUUCCAAUUCAUAGUACCAGUACCACAGUCUUUUUUUCGAUGCCUUUGUGUGUGUGCGUGCGUGCAUGCGUGCGUGUACAAGGCACCUAUCAUAGCAGACCUGUUUCAUCAGGCUUAAGAUUGUGUGUUGUUUGGGCGGUAAUAUGUGCCCACCCCGCUCCCCACCCCCGAUUUUUAAGGAUACUGAUUUGAAGCACGCCUUAAAUUAAUCCCAUCACUCUUAAACCUCUGAACCUUCAAACAAUCGUGCAGUGCAAGCCUUGGUUGUGGUUAGUGUACUGAGGUCAUCCAUGUAAGCUCUGACUGGAGGCAACCUCACCCCAGGUCUUAUUCGCUGGUUACCAACCACCUUGCGAGAGGCUUGGAGGAUGACCUCCAUGGCCAGAGUGAAUAGCAGUGGGGAGAUGGUACACCCAGCCAUGAUUCCCACUUCCAGGUGCUGCCAUGCAGUGGUGUACCCUGCUGUUCUAACGCAGAGCUGGAUAUCCUUAAAGUCGUCUCUAACCAAGGUUGUAAGCGGCGCUGGGAUCUUGAAAUAGUCAAUAUUAUGAGGGACUGAGCCAAAGGCAUUUGCUAAGACCAGGAACACCACAUGAAGAUCUCUCCCCUCUUUUUUGGCACCUUGGAUCUGAUGCCAGAUGACGCUAGUGUGUUCUAUGCAUCCGGAGAAGCCAGGUAUUCCUGCUUUCUGGAUUGACGUGUCAAUCAGGUUGUUACCUUGCAGGUAUUCUGAUAGCCUAUGAGCAAGCACGCUGAAGAAAAUUUUCCCUUCGACAUUUAGGAAGCUGAUGACAUGUAUAGAACUUCAACUUUAACUAUCAGGAGGGAAGACAGACACUUUAUGAAGUUCGGUCUACUAGAUCUCCCACAUCCAAAAUGGAGGACGCACUCAAUGAUGCAUUCAGGGGCCAUGGUGAGAGAAGAGGAGGCCCCAUAGCUCAGUGGUUAGAGCACUAGUUUGGUAAACCAGGGGUUGUGGGUUCGUAUCCCACUGGGGCCUCCACUCCCUGAGAAGGGUUGGGUCAGGAAGGGCAUCUGGCAUAAAAAUUGUGCCAAACAUAUAUGUGCGUUCAUCUGAGAUGAUAUCCUGUGGUGACGCCGAAAGGAAAACAACAACAUUCAAGAAUAACUGCAAACAAAAAUUAUAAUGUGAAAGCAAGAGUAUAUUGCACAACGAAUGGAACGAAAAUGAAGUUAAUUGUACUGCGCAAAACAGUGGGAGAAAUAUGAUCAGCGCAGUAUAGUAUUCAAAAAAAGGCAAAUGUGAAAUGGAAAUAAUGAAAAAACAAUGAGGAAGUUAAAUAUAAUAAGUACAUAAAUAAUUAUUACAAAAUAAAUGGGCAAUGUGAACAAGGAAAACUUGCUAGAAUGUGUUGAUAAAAUGAUGUACUCUACCUGGAGAGAACAAAUCGAUAAUGUGUGUUAUUGGGCAGUAAAUGUAGAAGGAAAAUGUAAACAAACGUUACA
Syngnathoides biaculeatus (alligator pipefish) is the source of this 5443-nucleotide messenger RNA. RefSeq names its product gastrula zinc finger protein XlCGF8.2DB-like. Bases 232 to 1263 code for a protein of 343 amino acids. NCBI's taxonomy places the organism in Eukaryota, Metazoa, Chordata, Actinopteri, Syngnathiformes, Syngnathidae. Gene Ontology annotation, biological process: regulation of transcription by RNA polymerase II. Gene Ontology annotation, molecular function: DNA-binding transcription factor activity; RNA polymerase II cis-regulatory region sequence-specific DNA binding. The record is from RefSeq and is a predicted model, not a curated record. The transcript has 2 exons.